Molecule: messenger RNA, 1654 nt
Organism: Misgurnus anguillicaudatus (oriental weatherfish)
Lineage: Eukaryota; Metazoa; Chordata; Actinopteri; Cypriniformes; Cobitidae
Product: glutaredoxin domain-containing cysteine-rich protein 2
Biological process (GO): sensory perception of sound
Source: RefSeq, a predicted model, not a curated record
GCGAUAAGACUUCAGUCUUGCAUGACUUAAAUAACUGCCUGAAGGCAAAUUUUUCAAAAUAUAACCUUGAUACCUUUUAUAUUGCCUAUGUAAGGUCAUGUCAAAGAUUAAAAUGAAUGUGAAAUCAAUUAUCAUUGAUCAAUGAUCAUCAAACAUUUGAGUUACAGAUGGUGGAUAUGAUUUCACAUUAGUCUCUCCUAAUUGCCUAUGAUUUUUUUGUUUUAAGUAAAAUCAUUUAAACAGUACAGAAGCAAAUGAUCCCUAUCAAAUGGACAUUUACAUUCAUUACAGGUGAUACAUGGCCAGUCCACACACCUGCUUCUUUCCCUCAUCAUCAUUAUUUGAUUAUACGGUGCGGUCUCGGUUUCCAACUCUGCCGUUGUGCACCCGAUCCCCCGCUCAAUUAUUCAUCAGGCCUCUCCUGAGUACUCUUCCUUCACCUUAUCUUCAGUAGACCACUGGGAAUUUCAGGCGAAAGGGACCAUGGAGGAUCUUCAGACGGAGCCGGACAAACCCAGGAAGGUACGGUUCAAGCUGGCCUCGUCGUACAGCGGACGGGUGUUGAAGCACGUGUAUGAAGAUGGACAGGAGCUGGAGAGUCCAGAAGAGCAGUACCCUCACAGCUUCAUCCACACACAGAUGGAGAUGGGACAGCUGUGUGGCCUAGAAAACAUGCAGGAGCAAAGUUUGUAUCCUUCUACAGGACUGAUCGCCCAGAGGAUAAACGUCUAUCGAGGUGUGAGUGGUUGCACCCUGGCCUGCGGCGAGGGGCUACCAGAGGGCAAUAAUAAAGGACCAGUAUUAGAUUUCGGAAAGAUCAUCAUCUACACCAGUAACCUGAAGAUUGUCCGUGCUCCACACAAGAGAAGAGAAUGUGGCAGGAGUCCUCACCGCAGCCGGGACAGGAAAGAAAGUUCCCCACGCCGUACGUCACGGAGCAAAGAGAGGAACAGGGCAGCAUGUUCUCAUCCAGAGAAACCAGAUGAAGCACAGACACAAAAGCAGGAAGAAGGCUCCUGUGGACACUGUGGAGGUUCUGGUUGCGCUCCGUGCUCUCUGUGUCACGGCAGUAAACUGUCAAUGUUGGCUAACCGCUUCAAUGAGUCAAUCAGGGAACUGCGCUGUCCGGCGUGCAACCCUCAUGGCCUGGAGCGAUGCCAGUCCUGCUCGCACUAACCUGAACUUCUGCCAGCCAUACUGCACCCAAUGCGAAGUGAAGAUCAGACGCUGUGAGCUGUGAAGGAAAAAGCAUACAGACUUAAGUGCAGUGAGAGUUAAUACAGACACAGACAGUGCCUUAAUGGUCAGGGUGUAAAUGGAUAAGGAGAAAGAAUAAAAAAUGAGUGAGAAAAAGAGAGAAAAGAGAUAAAAUGUAUGAACAGUGUAGACUGCAGGUGCAGGUCAUAUGAGAUUUAUAUGUGAGAUAUGGAUACAGUAUGCCAUUUGUUUUAGGAAUACAAAACUUUUCAAGCACAUUUGAUGGUUUUAUCUUGAUCUAUUUCAGCAGAACUUGAAUUAGAUUCAUGUCUGAAUAGCAGAAUUUUAACCAGCAAACUGAUGAAUAUGCACAGAAGUUGUUAAGUUUUAUGAAACAUCUUUGAUUUUGUAUUACUUCUGAUAGAUUUACAGCCAUUAAAUGUUGCUUUUAAACAAA